GCGCUUUAUAAGAGCCUCGUCUAAGCGAAGACUUGCACCAAUAAGAUUCCAAUCAGUUCUGGAAUAAAAGAAACAUAGUGCAGUGUGAAUGUGGGAAUGUCAGUGUGGGUGGGAAGCGGCCGCGCGGGCGGCGGACUCGCGCCGCCCGUCACCACAGCCCCGCUGCUCUCCACCAACACGUCCAUGGAGUCCGGGAUCGAGGCCGGAGUCCUGCCCACGGUCACCGGCUCGCUGGCCUCGGCACGGGAUUCGCUGGGCUCGCUGUCGAGGGCCGCCGAGCCGCUCUAUGAUACGGAUCACACGGAUCUCGGCUCGGAGUUGGACGAGGCGGAGAUCCGAAGGGAGUUGAUGCAUGACAAAUGGCGGUUACUCUUUGAUAGGUUUGACCCUGAAGGCUUUGGCGAGAUCCCCUGGCCCGACUUCUUGGUGACACUACAGAAUCCCGACUUCAAAGCGCAAGUGCCGCCCCACAAACAAGAGAUUCUUCUGGACAAAGCUCAGAGUGCAACUAGUGAUUCCAUUACGUUUCAGGAGUUUGUCAAUGUGAUGAGCGGCAAACGCACGCGCAGCUAUAGAUGCGCAGUGCACCAGCGCGACCGCGAGGUCAGCUCCGAGAACGACUUCCGACUGCUACUUGAAGACCCUACGUUCUUUGCCAGGAUGGUGCACUUAGUCGCAAUGGAAGUGCUCCCUGAGGAGAGGGAGAGGAAAUACUACCAGGAGCGUUAUACAUGCUGCCCUCCGCCGCUGUUUAUCAUCUGUGUCACACUUCUCGAGCUGGGCGUUUUCGCAUGGUACGCGUGGGGCGCGGGCGGCGUGGCGGCGGCGGCGGGCCCCGUGCCCGUGGACUCGCCACUGGUGUACCGGCCCGACCGCCGCCACGAGCUGUGGCGGUUCCUCACCUACAGCGUGGUGCACGCCGGCUGGCUGCACCUGGCCUUCAACCUGCUUGUGCAACUGGCGGUCGGUUUACCUCUCGAGAUGGUCCACGGAGCGCUCCGCUGCGGCGCCGUGUACCUAGCAGGCGUCCUCGGCGGCUCCUUAGCCGCCUCUGUCCUGGACCCGGACGUGUGUCUGGCGGGCGCGUCGGGCGGUGUGUACGCGCUCUUAGCGGCACACCUCGCCAACGCGCUGCUCAACUUCCAUGCGAUGCGGUACGGUGCUGUGCGGCUGGUGGCCGCGCUGGCCGUCGCGUCGUGUGACGUGGGCUUUGCGGUCCACGCUAGGUAUACUAAGGAAGCUCCACCAGUAUCAUACGCGGCGCACGUAGCGGGUGCGCUCGCCGGCCUCACAAUAGGAUUACUAGUGCUCAAACACGCUCAGCAACGACUAUGGGAGCGGCUACUCUGGUGGGCGGCGCUCGGGGCCUACGCGGCCUGCACGCUGUUCGCAGUCCUUUACAACGUGUUCAGUGCUCCUAUAGACGAGCUCCACUACAUGCCCCCCGACCCGCCGCCUGAUGCAGGCUUCUGACCUGACUACCGUCUGACUUAGGCGACCUUGAAACGCGCUAUUUGACCUAUGUAGCGAGAUAUCUGGAGCUUUGCGGACUGUUUGCAAGUCGAUAGUUUGAUAUAGUCGGAAGUCUUGACGUUUGAUAAAAUAUUAAAAUGAUAAUUUACAGUGUAAUCAUUUAUCAAACGCGGGCUUAGACUGUAGGCGUUUCGAGAUUAUUUUCCGCCUAAGUUAUAAUUCAUGUAAGUCGAAGCCUGAGUAACGCAACCAGUGCGACCCACUCACAACGCCUAGUCAAUUUACCUUAGUGUGAUUCGCGAUAAGUAGCAUUAUUUGAGGAGGUUAGUUUCGUUUAAUCUUACACGCCGUGUAUGUUGUCUAUUCCAGUAAGAUUUAUGAAUCUUUGUUUUUGUAUUUGCCUCGUGAGGUGAUUUGUCCGUUUAUUGGUUGUUAGGGAGUUAAGUCAGCGCCUCCUCACAUACUUAAUUGUUAAGUAGUGUUAAUUGUAUCGGAUAGGUGAACUAUUUUUGUACUAUCUGCGUCCGUAGUGUUAGAGGGAGAAGGCGUUACCGCGACAACACUGUUUCCGAGUGGACUGGCGCUACGACUAAAUGCAUUGAUUUCUAAGUGUAAAAUUGAUAUUGAUAUUUUCUAAUAAAAUCACUGUAAUAUUGUAAUGAUAAAAUUAAUAAUAGUCCAUAAUAUUGAGUUGUAUUCGAGGAGUUAUUUACCUAUAACUUACUUACCUGUUACUUUCCUAAAUGAUUUCAAUUAAAAAUAAUUUAAAGAGUAUCACACUCAUUGCCGUCCGAUGAGAAUUUUAAAGUAACAUUGCAUUUCGUUGAAAGGGCCAGCAUAGUUAUACCCAGCGCACCAAAGAUUAGAAUAAAAUGGCGUCCAAGCAAAAAUGGUGAAUUAUUAUCUUUCCGUAGUAUUUGGUCUAAUCUAAUCUGAAUUAUGUAAAAAUGUCGGUCUCACUAAAAAGGGACCUCCUUGUGGCCAUUAUUGCCGAAGCUCCAAAAUACACAUGACGCUUCGCGACGUAAGCUUUUACCACAAGAACCCUUUUUAAUGAGAACGACACGUAUAUGUUGAUUUGUCGAAUAUAUUAUUGAUUUAACAGUAUUACUAAACAAUUGUUAAGUGGUCAGCAACAAUUUCUUGCUCAAUUUAUAUGAUUGCAAUUAUAAUCUCAAAUGAUUAUGCUCAAAAGCGAGUUUUUAUUUUAUGGGAUCAAUUAUUUACGAAUAAUUGUUUGUAUUCCGUGGAACACUAGUAGAUAUUUUAAUUGUGCCUGAUUCCUAUUAUUGUAAUUUUAAUUGUAUACUUGUAAUCUAAUCAAAUGUCACAAAACGACUGAAUUUUGUAUAAAUUAAUUAUUGCAGAGUGUUUUUUCAUUUAAUUUAUUUUAAAAUUAUUUUAAGUGUGAAUCGAAAUAAUUAUUAUUAUGUGAACGAAUGAAAAUAAGAAUGAAUAAUGAUUAAAAGUGAUUGAAAGCUU
This is a messenger RNA of Cydia fagiglandana, 2955 nucleotides long. It is a transcript of the gene stet, whose product is annotated as rhomboid-related protein 3. NCBI's taxonomy places the organism in Eukaryota, Metazoa, Arthropoda, Insecta, Lepidoptera, Tortricidae. Gene Ontology annotation, cellular component: membrane. Gene Ontology annotation, molecular function: serine-type endopeptidase activity. The coding region runs from base 97 to 1473 and encodes 458 amino acids. The record is from RefSeq and is a predicted model, not a curated record. The transcript is spliced from 9 exons.